AUGGUGGACCAGCAAAAUAAUGCUGACAUUCAGUUACUAAAAGAAAUACUAAAGGUAUCAGAUAAGAAAAUAGAUGAAUUGAUUUCCAAAAAACCUGCCAACUUACUCAUUUCAGUUAUAAAUCAGCUCAAGCAGUGUAGGCCUAAUGGUAAAGUAAAUAAUGUGGUACUAGAGAAAAAGGUUGAUAAUGAGAUUAGGGAAAAAAAGCGAGAGAAGAAACUUCAAAAUGAUUCGUUACUAGAGGUAGUUGUUUACAAAGUGAACCUGAAUUCAGGAACAGUUGUAACUUUUUUGGAUUCUGUUAAACAGAAAGUAGAACAAGAUUUGAGAUACAAGUUACCUGCUUAUAUGAAAAGAAAAUGGUUUGAUAAAGAUAUGUUUUUCAAUGAGGUGAAUCCCAGUAAAGUGAACACUGUCACUUCGGUCGAUGAUAUGUAUUUUGAUGAGAUAAAUGAUGCUAAUACGCACGAUGGUAACUUUAAUUCAUGUAAUAAUAUCUCUGAUCCUGAUAGUAAUUCUGGAGAUGAAAUGCCAGACGAUUCAGAUAAUGAUGGAUAUAAUGGAUAUAGUGGAUAUAAUGAAUGCGGUGAAUAUGAUAGAGGUUAUUAUUAUCGCGAUAGAAGAUACGAAAGGAGAGGGUCUCCAAUGAUGAGUCCUAUUAUCUUUCCAGGCAUGGUCUCCCAAGGGACCCAUAGGACCAGAAGAAAUAAUGGUCUAGAAAGAUCAAUUCUAGCACUAAAUAAUAAACUUCUGAGAAAGAGAAAUGAUGCUAUUUCGCAAGCUGGCUCCAACAGAUUUCUAUCACAAGCCAUGUAUCACAAUUGA
Messenger RNA from Rhizophagus irregularis DAOM 181602=DAOM 197198, 825 nucleotides. RefSeq lists its product as uncharacterized. Lineage: Eukaryota; Fungi; Glomeromycota; Glomeromycetes; Glomerales; Glomeraceae. The record is from RefSeq and is a predicted model, not a curated record.